Molecule: messenger RNA, 1194 nt
Organism: Neoarius graeffei (lesser salmon catfish)
Lineage: Eukaryota; Metazoa; Chordata; Actinopteri; Siluriformes; Ariidae
Gene: htra4
Product: HtrA serine peptidase 4
Exons: 9
Biological process (GO): programmed cell death; proteolysis; positive regulation of apoptotic process
Molecular function (GO): serine-type endopeptidase activity; protein binding
Source: RefSeq, a predicted model, not a curated record
AUGACCACCACAAACAGUACAACUGCUGCUGUAGUGACCACCACUUCCAGUGGAGCCGCUACCAUAGGAAAAUCGAGCAACCUUCGAGCAUCAUUUGGAUCGAACGUGAUGCUGCAGGUGGAGGUGUUCUGGUGUCUGAACACUGCCAUGCAGCACCACUCAUACGCGUCCAACAAAGGUGUUUCUGAGUUGUUCCAGGCGAUGUUUCAGGAUUCAGAAAUAGCCAAAUCUUUCACCUGUUCUCAGAACUUCAGCAGCAUGUGCUACAAAUUCAACUUCAUAGCAGACAUUGUGGACAAGAUUGCUCCUGCAGUUGUUCAUCUGGAGCUAUUCAGAAGACUGCCAUACUUGAACCAAGAAAUGCCAAUCUCCACUGGCUCAGGGUUUAUUGUGUCAGAAGAUGGCUGGAUAGUCAACAACACCCAUCUACUAUCCAACAAACAGUGAAUUAAAGUGGAGCUGAACAGCGGUGUCUGUUAUGAUGCUAUGGUCAAGGACGUGGACCAGAAAAUAGACAUCGCUCUGAUUAAGAUUGACUCAGAGGAGGCUUUGCCUGCCCUGUCUCUGGAACGAUCCUCUGGCCUGUGGCCAGGCGAGUUCGUGGUGGCUGUGGGCAGUCCGUUCUCGCUGCAGAACACCGUCACAACAGGCAUCAUCAGCACCACGCAGCACAGCAGCCACGAGCUUGGCCUCCACAACUCAGACAUGGAGUACAUCCAGACUGAUGCUAUCAUCAGUUACGGCAACUCCGGAGGGCCGCUUGUUAAUUUGGAUGGAGACGUCUUCGGCAUAAACACGCUGAAGGUCACGGCAGGAAUAUCAUUUGCAAUUCCCUCAGAUCAGGUACAGCAGUUCCUUGCAGACUCUGACGAGAGACAAAGGAAAGGAAAGCCAAAAACAAAAAAAUCCUGGAUCCACGUACAUAUGUUUUUCUUUGAUUGCAGUUUAAUCAGGAACCUGAAAGAGAAGGAGACCGUCAGUGCAGGAGUCUACGUCUACGAGGUGAUUCCUGGAAUGGCUGCCUCCAGUGCUGGCCUGAAGAACCAUGAUGUGAUCAUCAGCAUUAACGGUAAGUCGGUUCAGAGCAUGGACAACGUAAGUCAUGUGGUUCAAUCAGCUAAAAUGCUCUUGGUGAUAGUGCGGCACAUUAACAAAACUGUCACACGAACAGUUGUUCCUGGAGAAUUGGAGUGA